AUGAGGACUUUAUUUUUCUGGCUGUCACUGUCCUUUUUCUUUGCCUCUAUCUAUGGAAGCCCCACGGAUUGCAAUGAAGGAUAUCAUAUUCCAACUGACUUGACAAAGGUGAGAAAAGCUAGAAGAAUUACGGAGAACCUAGUGAAUGUUAAUACAGAUUUUUAGAGAGGAGCACAAUGGAAGUGGGAGAAAAAAAGGCAGAAUGAGACAGUGUAAAGGAGAGCGGAGAGCAAUAGGAGUUGAGAGAGGUGGGUUAGAGGAGAAAUUGCAUGUGACCGGGGUACAGGAAGGGGGAAUGUGAUCUAAAAGUGUGAAGGUGAUGUCAUAAGGAAAAUGGAAGAGGUGAUCUAGAAGAGAGGUGUAAGGGAGAGAUAUAAAUGAGAAGGAAAUUGUGAGUUGGAAGAUAGAAUAGAAUUAUAGGGUAGGAUAGAGGUCAGUCAGUAAAUACUGGGGAGAUGUAUACGAGUAUUACAGAGUAAUCUCCUUUAUUCCCUACUUCUCCAGGCUUCUUGCAUGUUCUCCUUAAAUUAAUCCUGUCUCGUUCUGUGCUCCCCACUAUUCGAUGCGGCCUUUAUCUUAUGUAACAUAGCCCGCGCACUUCACAUUAUAUAGUUUAUUAACUCAGGCCACAACAUUCCCGAUUUGAUACACUGGUUCACAUUACCGUUAACCUGAUUUUUUAUAUCCUUGAUAGAACCGGUUCUGUCCUCACCUGGCACUAGUUUUGUGUUUCUUCACUGGCUCUAUUAAUAACUCACCCACUCUGCACGUUGCUCGUCCAUUAGACUUACAGCUCUGAUCUUGUUUGUCCACGUUAUCCAGUUCCUCUCUCUCUGCACUGACACUCUGACCUUCAUUUAAUAAUUUUUGAUAAACUUUUUAAAUGACUUAUAUACAGAAGUUAUAAUAAAAAUAUAUGUGAAUUUUUGUUGAUAAAUGAUUUGAAAAUGUUAUCCAAAAAGAUUAAAUAAUUUGAAAACACAAUUUAAAACUAUUAAAGUCCAGAUCUCUGUCUGACUACUUGCUCAUAGAUUCAAUGACUUUGUAGAUGACAUCCAGAUCUUUCUCGAUUCUCCACGCAAGAUCUCCCCUCCUACAUGUCCUCCUGCCUCCCUGGUAUCUUCUCCCAAAUAUCUUUAUGUUUUCUGAGAAUAAGAACAGCCAAGGCUACCUCACUACCCCUUAACAUCCUCUGCUAUUUCUUUCUCUAUUCUGAUUCUGCCUCCUACAAGCACUUAGCUCACAACGCAGGACUCCUGUUUCAUUCCCCUUUACUCUUUUAGACUUAUAUAUCUUCUGUUAGUUCAAUUUGCCGUUUCCACCCAUUCGAUAUCUCGAUAUGUCCUAGGAAAUGGUGACUGGGCAGAUUUUUCAAUAAUAUUUAAGAAGCUUGGCUGCUCUUAACCAUGUUUCAUUCCCCAAUACUCUAUGAAUCCUCCUCUGAAUGCCUCAGCUCCUCCCUUGCAAAACCCAAGUGGAUUUCUAUCUGUUGACCCCCUUUUUUUAAAGCCUUUCAUUCUCCUGGCCUCCAAAUCUAUUCUCACAUCUGGAAGCAGAUUCAUUAGAACCUCUAAAUACAUGAGUUUAACAAAGGAUUUCACAGACCAGGGGUGCCCAAAAAGUAGAUCCCCCAAUGUUUUAAAACUACCGAUUUCAUGAUGCUUCAUUAUUCUAAAGCAUUCUAAAGGCACGCAAUGCAUUAUCGGAGUUGUAGUUCUACAACAUCUGGGGAUCUACCUUUUGGACAUCCCUGUCCUAGAUUCCCCCCUCCACCUUCCCAGCUGACAUAUGUCCUCAAUGACUAAUAUGGUAAUGACCAUAGCCAUGGUACCUGGUCUUUAUCAAACUCUAAUCCCAUCCACCUUAUUCUAGGCUGCAUGUGCCAAGGGAUGAUUGUGGGAAGUAAAAUUAAACGUAUGUAAUUGUUAAUGGUGUUAAAUAAAUAUGUUAAUUAGUGCUGCAUUAAUAUAUCAGCCAAGUCGGAGUGUUUAGUUCUAUGUUUAUAUAUGAUUUAAUAAUUUAUAUCAUAUUUUGAUUUUAACAUUUUAUGUGAAACGUUAAUUUCUAUAAUAUUACCAUUGAUUCAGUGAUUAGCAUUAAAGACAGAGAAGGACACUGCAUAAUCAAUGUUACAUAAACAACUAAAUAAUUAAACAAUGAAAUAAAUCAAAAUGUGGGUAGUGGGUAGAUUAAACUAGCCCUAGAAAUUGGAGAAAAUGGGGAGAAGGUAGGUAAAGGGUCUCUCCUAGUAAAGAAAAGCCCCCAUAAAGGCUAAUAAAAAGUAAAAUAGAUAAAAGUAGGUAUGGAAGCCUACACGUACUAUGAGAUCUCUAACCAAAUCGAGAAUUAAAUAGUGUGUUCUUGUAGUAGACUUUGAAAUAUAAAGUACAUGACAAAAAUGGAACAACAGUAAAAUAUGAGGAUAUGUGGGAAAUUAAUAUAGCAGAAGCAAGGGAAUAAAUAUGGGAAUAAAAUGCAGUAUAACAAAUGGUCACUAGGUGGCAGCCAGGUACCAUGCACUCACAUGAGAGGGAAAUGUUAACUAAACAUUGCGUUGCCAGCAGACAAAUAUUGAAAUCAAAUGGUCUGCUGCAAAUAGAUAGAUUUGCACAAUAUCAUCAAUUAGAUGGAUAAAUAACUCAGUAGUCCAGAACUUGGUAGAGUAAAAUCAUACCAAAAUCAUAUAUCAAUAGUAAGAGUCAGUGGAUUGUAUUUUAGAUAGCAGAGUUUGUUUGAUGCAGGGAAAGAGAAUGGUAUAAAGUGAUAUCGAUAUCACAGCCAACACAUUAUGCUAUUAUCCAUUAGAAUUGGUAACAGCAUUAAUGUAUCAGGCUGUAGAAACAAUAUAACCAGUGAUGGUAACAGUUGGAUACAAGCAGGAAUGAAAAGGAAUGACCACUAUGGCAGGUCAAUGGUAAUGAUAGUUCCUCCCAAGUUGGAACUGUAAAUACAAGUAGCAGUGCUUUUUAGUUAAAAUCUUCAAGUUUAUUAUUGAAAGUUAAAAUACGCUUACGGACAUGAAGUGUAAGAUAGCAGCAAAUGAGUCCUGAGGAGUCUGCGAGAGCAGGUGGUGUUGGAAGUGCACUAAGUGGAAGGCACGCGAGGAGGAUUCCAUCUCUCCCAGCACAGUGAGAUCAUCUCACCGGCCGGAGAAAGAUCUUCCAGCCUCUUUCCAUUUGUAUACUGCAUUUUAUUCCCAUAUAUGCGUGCUGCUGCUAUACUAAUUUCCCACAUAUCCUCAUAUUUUAUUGUUGUUCCAGUUUUGUCAUGUACUUUAUAUUUCUAUGUCUAUUACAAGAACACACUGUUUAAUUCUCGAUUUGGUUAGGGAUCUCCUAGUACGUGUAGGCUUCCAUACCUACUUUUAUCUAAUGAAAUAAAUCAGACUGUCAGUGACUGGGCAUCAGACAAGUUUAAACUCCUCUACACGUAGAUUGUCCACCAUUAUCUUGACGUAGUGUUAGUUACAGGCUUUUUUGUUGUUGUGAAAGAUGAUAGGAAAUUAGAAGCAGUGAUGAUCUGCAAGGAAAACCGAGGCAUCAUGUGAAUUAGUGAACAGAUAGAAAAUAUGGAAAGGAAUGAAUAAUGAUUGUCAUGUCUAUUGACAGGUAAACGGUCUGUGGAAUGUAAAGGUUAUUGCUGCCUUCAAAGAAGCCGAAUCGGUGAAAGUAAUAAAUUAUCUGUAUGCAGAAGUAUCUGUCACUGAGAUUGAAGCAAAUAUAACGUCCAGCAAUCCGUGAGUGUCACGGUUACACAAAAUGUAACCAAACUAGUGUCAGUAAUGUAUGUAAUAACCACUACACAAUGACAUCAUCACAUGUACUAACCAGAUAAACAUACUUCCAGCAAUAUACACAGCGACCACAGUGUGCCACCAUCGCAACCAAUGAAUGCAGGUAUUAAAGCUGGUAUACUAUACUUAAUGUAAGCUCGUUUGAGCAGGGCCCUCUUCAACCUAUUCUUCCUGUAAGUUUUUGUAAUUGUGUCAUUUAUUGUUAAAUCUCCCCCUUUGAUAAUAUUGUAAAGCGCUACGGAAAAUGUGGGCGCUAUAUGAAUACCAGUAAUAAUAAUAAUAAUAAAUAAUAGGGCUACUAUAAAACAAUGGCCAGAGAUAUACUUCCUGCAAUAUGCGUAAUGUCCACUAGGUGUCCCCAUUGCAUGUAAUGUCUGUUGAAACCUAAUGACUAUUAUUUAUUGAAUGGCCACUUCACAUGCAAUGGCACUAGGAGUAAUUUCAUGUAGUACGCACCAUAACCACAAGGUGGCACAAUCACGAACAUUAGAGAAUCAUAUUAUAUCACCCUCACAGUGAAUAGGCUUUCUGAAUAUACACCGUGACCAUUAUAUAGUUUGGGGGUGCCAAAAAAGGUAGAUCCCCAGAUGCUUUAAAACUACAGCUUCUAUGAUUCUUGUAAUUCGAAAGACAUUCUAAAUUCAUGCAAAGCAUCAUGGGAGUUGUAGUUCUAUAGCAUCUGGUGAUCUACCUUUUGUGCAACCCUGAUAUAGUAAUUUCUGUAGCAUAUAUAUAAAUUAUUGGUGAAAAUCUAGAUGUUCUUUGGAGAUAAGAAUAUAAAACAUACAACAAUUUAAUAAUGUAUAAGAGAUAGCAAGUUAAAAUCUCACAUUUAUAUGAAUCCUUACUAGAGAAAUAUGGAUAACUCUAGCCUUAUUAGUUGUGAUUAAUUGCCACAUUUAUUAAAAAAUGAUUUUUAAAAUUGCACUCAAUUUAUCACAUCCUUGAAUUGAAUAUGUUUGUGGUGUGGCACACUUUGAUGUUGACCGAGUCAUUUUGCCACGGGGCACUGGUUAAACAUUACUGGCGGGAUUUUAUUACUGAGAACAAUUUGUUUCACUGGAAUAAUAACUAGCUGACGAGUAUGUAAAAAAUAUAGAAAAGAGCACAAUUACUUUAAAACCAAACAAUAUGAGUGACAUUUGUAACAAUAGCCUUGAUUCAAAAUUAUCAGCAAAGCUCAGUAGAAAAUUACCCACGGUGUUCGGUCGAUAUCUUAUCGAAUUAUGGCUUGAUUUGAAAUCAGCCGAAUCGAAUAAACGGGUCAGCUGCCACCAAGCCCGAUGACAACAUAACCCUCAGGUAGGAGGAGGACUACCACCGACGUCAUGGGCACUCCUGGGGAUGGGGGACUCAUUCCCUAUGAAUAGGAUACUGAACAACACCGGCAUGACCCCCCUGAGAGAACUGCUGGUAGGCACACAACCCACUAGCCUACAAUCCUUUCGUUAUAUACAACUCAAGUACUACUACCAGACACUCCCAGGAAAAGAAGCACUACAUCAACACUUAUCAUGGUUCGAAACACUUUGCGAUCACAAGACUACCCUACACAAGACAAUAUCCAUUCUAUAUCAACACCUACUAGUGGGACAUCUCACCAACAAUGACUUAUUCCGCCGCCGUUGGGAACACAUACUGGAUACAUCAUUCACCACAGCCCAAUGGGAAAAUAUCCUUAUUCUCCACCAUAAAUGCUCCUCUCAUACAAACUUCUCUCUUUUUGGUACAGAACACCUGAUAACCUGCACAGAAUCUUCCCAAAUGUACCUAAUACAUGCUGGAGAUGUGGGGAAGAUCAGGGCACAACACUACACAUAUGGUUGGACUGCCCGCUCAUUACACCGUUCUGGGAAGAAGUGAAGCAGAAAACAGAGGAAAUCUUAGGGACGGACGGAAAUCUUGACGCAGGGGCAGCUCUUCUACACUCCACACCAGACAUCAUUGGAACAUACAGGAAAACCAUCCUCAGACACCUUUUGAACGCCGCCAAAGCACUAAUACCGUUACACUGGAAACAGACCGCUACCCCAACAUUAGGACAAUGGAUGGAGUGAGUGGAAGAGAUAUAUAGGGCGGAAUCAACACAAGCCUCCCUACUGGGCCUUGAGGAGAAGAAUGUGGAGAGAUGGCGCCCGUGGCUGACUUCUAUAGCGGACCGGAGCACGGACAGUGGAGUCCGCCAACACGUUGAGGGAACCCCGCGCCCUCCCUCCUAGAUGGGGAGGACGACACGAUCCGAUGCGACAUGCAUGGGAAGCACAGGCAUAGGGCCCCUCUACCCCCCCUUACAUGCCCCCCCACCCUCUUCCCCCCCCCGCAUAUCUUUUUCUCCUUCCCCUUCUCCUCUUACCUUUUUCUCUUAUUUCACACUCAUUCUUCUUCUAAGUUCUCCAACAACGAUACGCCACAUUGACUGAAAAGCGGAUGCAGUAUAGUUCAACCCGUGGUUGCCUACAGACACACCACACACUUACGCCUAUAGAACCGACUAGGGACAAACAUCCCAUACACAAUGCCACGAAACACAAAUGGAGUAUACAUAUUCACGGCUAAUGGCAUUCAGCCAAGGUCCUACAGCUCGCAACCAUCACACAGCAGACAAAACACACUGGUACAAAGCGACACCACAUGUAGCUACACAACAACCACAGCCAAGGCACCCUUGCACCUAGAGGGCGACACAGGGACACGCUCCCCAGAGACAUAAGGUAAUACUCUAAUGACAAAAAAGUCCCAAACACGGACCAUCCCAAAGUGACUAGGCGAACGCACGCCACCCAAUAAGCCAGGGCAGAGACACCCACUGAAAAUGCUGACCGACGAGAUAGGCGCACACAGCCAAUAAAGCUCCGCUUACCUGAUAGCACUGGAACCCACUGAAAAGGCAGUGUUUACAUGAAAAUGCCUGCCGGGAAUGGUUAUACUCAUCAGAACCAAUCCAUUAAGCUAUAGUUGUUAGUGUCCCUUUUAUGGAUUUAAUGACUGGAAAAUACACAGUUUUUGCAAAAUUCUGCUGCCACAAGUAUUACAUAGAGAAAUACAUGUCCUUUCAAAUAUAGUAUGAAAGCUAAUGAUACUGCCGUGAGCAAACUACAACUCCCAUCAAGCUCAGCUAGGAACUGGUAUUCUUAUAUUGCACAAUUUAAUUAUUGGCUUAUUGCUUUGUAAAUGCUCUCUCUCUUACACCCAAUGAGUGCAACACAAAUGACAAAUGUUGCAGAUUAUUGUAUUUAUGUAUUAUAUUACCAGACAAUAUUUGGGUAUUUAGUAAGAUUUUGAAAUACUCAACUUGGUUUCUCCUCUUUAUCAUUCUUUAUUUAUAAAGCACCAUCAUAGUCCGUAGCGAUGUCAUGGGGUACGAUUGGUACAAGUAAAAUAGCUCAGUACAAUAUAACUAAGAGAUAAUCCAUGAAUUUGGCACACAGGUACCCCAUUAUCAUGGAAAUUUACCAUCUGGAUGCAAACAGCUGAAUUAGCAGUUUAAAGGUAUACUGUUGUGCCAGGAAUACAAAGCUAUAUUCCUGGCACUACCGAUCCCUCUGCCUCCACCCACACUCCCUUGCGCCCCCUCCUACGCGGUAAAUCCUUUUAUUGACUUAUAAAAAAACAAGUCCUGCGCUCAAACUCCCAUCACUCCUGGGCGGCAGCAACAACCAUAGAACACAUCAGCCCCAAUACAUACAGUAAAAACCCAAACCAUUGUAUCACACAGCUAUGUUACAAUGCUACCGCCCAUCCCAUGUGUUCCUUAUUAGGGGUUAGUAAACAUGUAGGGGUGUAUAUAAAUCAAAUACCCCUUUGUGUCACAUUAGAGAUAUCUUUGCCAGAAGCUCAAGGAAGCAAGAUGAAAGGUUGGUGUGGGACCCACCUGGGAGGUCUGCCUUGACGUGGCAGGUGGGCAGUCUCUAAUGGCCAUUGGAGAAACAAAAUAACCUCCAUUUGUUUAAAUAUGCAUAGGGAUUUGGGAAGUUAGGUAACUUUUUUCUUAGCCCUUUAUUUACUUACCUGAUUCAGCACCGAUGUCCCACGGCGCUGGGUCGAAGCUCCACCCCCUCCUGCGUCCUGCGCCGAGCGGGGUCUAAUGCGCAUACGUGGCAAAUGCCAUACGCACAUUAGACCUCCCCAUAGGAAAGCAUUGAAUCAAUGCUUUCCUAUGGGGAAAAAUCUGACGCUGGAGGUCCUCAUGCAGAGCGUGAUGACGUCCAGCGUCAGAUAACAGACCAAAGUCUGCUUUGAUUACGUAUGCCCUCUAGUCUGACUUAGAGCUGCAAUGUAAACAUUGCAGUUUUCUGGAAUGGCAAUGUUUUACAUUGCACCACUAGGUACAAAGGGGACACAACACCCAUAACACUUCAAUGAGCUAAAGUGGUCUGGGUGCCUACAGUGUCCCUUUAACUGAGAAGUGAUUGGCAUCAGUGUAAAGUGUUGCAAUUCUAAAUGAAAAGUUCAAGCUAGUCAAAAAGUUCCUAUUUACUCUUGAGACCCUACAAGACAAUGGACUAUAACAUCUGCAAUGCAAGCAACAACCACUGGGUGUCACUAUGAGAUAAACCCAGGAUUUAUACAAACUAUCACAAGUCCUAUUAUAAAACACACAGUGAGCAUAUGGAAAUAUCAUACGGUACAUUCUGCAAUGAGUGUCAGUGUCUGUAUCCCCACUGUAUAUUGCAUUAAUGUAUCUUUACAAAUUAUUCAUUUUUUCAUUUCAGGAUCUACAAUUUAGAAUUGGAGACCACCAGAAACAGGAGAAUAGAUGAUCAGAAAUUAUCCUUAUCUUAUAUAGUUAGAUCAACCGAAGGUAAGAAAUUAAAUAAUUAAUUUUCAUUUAUUUUUUAUUAUUAAUUGUGUAAUAAUUUGCACUCUGUAUCAUAUUAACACAUCUCGAUGUAAAGAAAGUCAGGACUAUAAAGACUCGAAAGGGUCUGAAUGUGCAGCGUUUGUAUGGAGUCUGUAUGUGCAGCGUUUGCGCAUACAGAGAUUAACCCCUAAGCUACCAGCGAUGUAACUCCACUGCUAGCAACGCUAAUAGCCAGCCCAGAACAAAGUUCAAAGCUGGCUGUUAUCAAUUAUCUGCAAAAUUGGCAUCUGAUUCCAGCACACACAAUGGUACCACAACCUUCCCCUCCAUCCUACCCCAAGUCUGUCCUCGAUGCCCUCUCUCCCUCUCCAGCGAGGGGGUGUGACAUCAGGCAAAGAGGAUCGAGCUGCAGGGAGAUAUUUUAAUUUUUUCUUUAUUUUCUUUUUUUUUUGAGGGGGAGGGGACAACCUCAGAAGGUAAAAUAUAGGUUUUUGGUUGGAGUAGCCCUUUAAUGUGUAAAUAAAUAUAUGUAACGUAAAAAUAGAAAAACAAUAGCAUACUGGGAUUUCACUAAAAAUGUGGCUUUUCUGCAAAAAUCGCCAAAUAAAAAAAUUAAAAAAUUUCUACUUUUCCUGGUCAGUGACUUCGAUUAUCUGGGCAGUAUUCAUGAUAAAGCAGAGACCACACAUAGCAAGCACAUAACUGCUUACUGCAUGGGUGGGACGCCACCGACACAGCAUUUAUCUUCACGUAAAUAAUGCACGUGCCAUUAACUGAUUUAUCUGUAACUUUCUCUCUGCAGGAGAAGUUUAUACUUUAACAUUUUGGCAAUCGAAUCCAGAAAGUUUGAUAGCAAUCCAGGAUUUGAAUAAUGAAACCAAAGUAGCUUUUUUAUACAGUAAGUAUUACUAAAGAGCAUGUUAGCGAACAUCAGCGGCCCGAGUACAGCAUUCUUCUUACUGCGUUAUAAAAAUAAUGCGUUAUCAUACUAAAACAAAUUUUUAAAUUUUAAAAAAGAUACGCACCUUUGAAGUUCCAGUGUUUGCUGUAAAUCCCAGAAAUUUUCAAAAACUGUAGUGAACUCUUAGUUGAAAUAUUAUUUUUAUUAUCUAUUUGUAUUAAACUGACUUAUGGGAAGAAGUGUUUUGCUUUAAUAUAUUCAUUGCUGACUCUCUGUAUAAUCACUAAACUGUGUUAAGAACCCAGGAUAAACACAUCCUAAUGUGUAAUAAAAAGUAACGCUGGAAACUAGCUAAACUAUUCAGUAAACUGUGACAUCUCCGGAAGUAGCCAAACUAGAAGCACUUCUGAUUUAGGGGAUUUUUUCUGGUUCGGUUAUUUUGACCCUAAAUUUUAAAUUCACUUUGAAUUCUCACUUUUGUGAAUAACCCUGUUAGUGAACAUGAUUGCUAAGCUUUUUUAACCAAUUUCUGUGUUUUAGGCCGAGGGACAUCCCUGCCAGAGUCCGAGGUUGAGCAUUUUAAAAAAUGGAGCACCUGCAAAAAACUUGUCUUCCUGAGGGAGUUUGAGAUUAGUGUGAAUUAUGGUAAGGCAUUUUGUUAUUAUAUAGAUCAUCCACCAUAUGCAACAGGGCAAUUUUAACACAUAGGGGAGCCAUUAAACGAGUAUCAAUUCCAUGCGACCUUCCCACUUUCUUUCAUUCUUUGCCACAUAUCGUACAGAAAUUGUUUUUCUUAUAUUCAAAAUUAAUCAGAAAAAAAAGCCACAAAGUGGUUAGAACCCUCAUCGGUGAUCAGUAUUCCCUACUCAUUGCACAUCACAUUGACAGUUUAUUGAGUAUAUCGGCCAGUAAUAAAGGCAUUUCUGACGAUAAUCCCUUUUCUCCAUUUUAGCUCUGGAAUGCCACGGACUCUUCGAACACUCCACGCAUUUGGAUGACAUUGUGGUUAGUAUCUAUUAAAUGACACAUCAGAUCCUCUAUAUGCUUAUAGGAAAAAGUCAUGAUCCUUCCCUACUGUGUAUUCUAAAUCACUGUCACUAUUAGAAGGACGGUGAGAAUUGUUAAAGGUCACAUAUUGUAUUCCUCUUACGCAUUUCACGUCUCACUUCUAACCUCACUUCCAUAGGUAUGGAAGAACAGACUUUGUAAGGGUCCAGAGUUAAUUAUUGAUUCUGCCGCCAGCUGGGGUUACUUUUAAACUUCCUUCUUUUCCAGGAUAAAGCCACAUGGGGGCUGGUUGCAAAAUCUUCCAGCAUUGUUGAUAUCAAUUAUCUAAAGAGGAUCCUGUAUGAAGGAAAGCUGGAAAUCAGCAAGACGGGAGACGUGUAUAGUGUUCUAGAAAUCCUGACUUUGUAAGUUAUCUCCAUCUCUCCAAAACCUGUGUGUUUGCGUAUACAUGAAUCAAAAUCAAUAUUGUGGAUUGUGUACAUAGUCUAGAUUAGUGUUCUGUGCCUGGAUUGGUGUAUGCUGUCUGGUUUGGUAUACUCUGUAUGUAUGUAUGUGUGUGUGCUUGUCUGUUUGUAUGUAUGUAUGUAUGUAUGUAUGUAUGUGUGUCUUGUGUGUGUGUGUCUGCGUGUGUCUGCGUGUGUCUGUCUGGCUGUAUGUGUCUGCCUGUGUGUAUGUGUGCCUGUCUGUUUUUUUAUGUAUCUGUCUUUGUAUGUAUGCGUGUCUUCUGUGUAUGUCUGUAUGUGUGCCUGUCUGUCUUUAUGUGUGUGUGUCUGUCUGUAUGUGUGCCUGUCUGUCUGUGUGUGUGUGUGUGUCUGUAUGUAUGUGUGUGUGUGUCUCUAUGUAUGUGUGCCUGUCUGUUUGUAUGUAUGUGUCUGUGUGCCUGUCUGUGUGUCGGUCUGUAUGUAUGUGUCUGUGUGUGUCUGUCUGUAUGUAUAUAUGUAUGCCUGUGUGUUUGUAUGUAUUUGUCUGUGUGUGUCUCUCUAUGUAUGUGUGUGUGUGUGUGUGUGUCUGUCGAGGGGGAGUACUGAGGGGGGGGGCACGGAUCAUUUUUGUACCAGGGCCCCAUGGUUUGUGUGCCACUGUCUGGAUUUGUGUACGCUGUCUGGUUUGGUGUACUCUGGAUUUGUGUACUCUAUCUGGUUUGGUGUGCGCUGUCUGGUUUGGUGUACUCUGGAUUUGUGUACUCUAUCUGGUUUGGUGUACUCUGGAUUUGUGUACUCUAUCUGGUUUGGUCGGUGUAUGCUGUCUGGGUGAGAUUAUAUGGAAUAAACAGGAAUAUGACGUAAUCAUCCACCAUGUAGAUGAAAUAUGCUGAUCACAUCUCCGAAUGUGGGUCAAGCUGGCCAAUAUCUAUGUUAGAGUUAGGAAAGGUUUUAGACAGGAUGCAGUAAGCUGGGUAAAAUCCGAUAUAAAGGGGAAAACAAUGAAAACUAGUUCAUAAAAACAAGUAAUAACAGGACAGGCCCCUGCAUUCUCAGGUAACAGGAAAAGCCUCUGUUUAAUCAGGUAACAGGACAGGGCUCUGCAUUCUUAGGUAACAGGACAGGCCCCUGACUUCUCAGGUAACAGGAAAAGCCUCUGUUUAAUCAGGUAACAGGACAGGGCUCUGCAUUCUUAGGUAACAGGGAAAAGCCUCUGUUUAAUCAGGUAACAGGACAGGGCUCUGCAUUCUUAGGUAACAGGGAAAAGCCUCUGUUUAAUCAGGUAACAGGACAGGCCUAUGGGUUCUCAAAUAACAUGAGAGGUUUUUGGGUUAACAAGUAACAGGACAAACCUCAUGGAUCUCAGGUAACAGGACAGGCUUCUUGGUUGUCAAGUAACAUGCCAAACCUUGUGGCUCUCAGGUAAUUCAUUUUGCCAACAUCCUGGCAUUAGAAAAAAGGGGGCACACCCGAAACAUGCAUUUCUCAGCAGUGGUGCUGCAGUAGAGGCCAAAAUGUAUAUAAAAUACAGAUUAAAGAACAGCGCGCCCAUAAAAUACAGUUUACAACUUUCCCAAGAUGCACAACCUCCACACACUGCAAUAAGCUACGAAUAGUAUUUAUAUGAUAAUCUUUUAUAUCAAUAUUCAUUCUAGCCCAGUACAGACCGUUCCUUACAGGGCACUGCUACGUAACUAACAUUUAUUAAAUCAUCUCUCUUUUCUCAUUAUCUUUCGGUUGCUGAUGCCCAACUUUUAUUUCAUUCUCUGUUUGUUAACCGCAGGCCAGGAGGUACUCACCUGUCUGAAAAGAAAUACACCAAAGGAGAAAAAGACUGUGAGUAUUAAUUAUUGAGGAUGGAGGAGGCCAUUGUUCUUCUUUAAGCCACUCCCUCACUACAUCCUGGAUUGCCCCAGAAGGUUUUGUAGCCCAGCCAAUCAGGAAGGACUACUGGCAGAUCACCUUCAUUCAUUUCAGCAGCUGUUGGAAACCAUUGAUCUUAGAUAUAAAAAAAUACAAAGAAUCCCACCUUUAGAUCAUGUAUGAAUAGACGUGCCUCUCAGAGAGAGGAAUGGGUAUUCAGAUUAUUAUUAUUAUUAUUAUUAAAGAUAAUACAUUUAUACAUUCAGAGACUAAUAAAUCUCAGAUAUGGUACGCUUUGGAAGAACCUUAUUUAAAAACUCUGUAUAAGUUGAUUAAUAUCUUUUGGGACAUAAAGUACAAAAAUAAAUUCGUAGAGGGAGAAUAUAGUUUAAUUCUUAAUAAUUGCAUGACUUUUUGGUGCACAUUUAAAAGACAAUCGAACUUGACAAACAAAAUACUCCCCUCUUUUCCAACACAUUUUCUAAUGUAUUUGAUAGAUGAUAUAGAUCUAAACGUAUGGAUAAAUAAUGGUAUUGUAAAUAUAUUUAAUAUCCUUUAAGAAACUCAGUGAUAUCAUAAAGAUAGGCCUAUAAGUCCUAGGGGUCUUGGUAGCUGGGGGAAAGACCUUGAAAUCGUUAUUGGUCUAAAUGAUUGGUAUGCCUCUCUCCAGGAUGUAUACUCUAUGGUACAUUGUUUAAAGUUAGUAUAAAUACAAUGUAAACUGUCUAACAGAUGGUAUUUGACCGCUGCUCGAGUGGCAAAAAUGUAUCCUGAAAAGAAUCUUUUCUGUUGGAGAUGUGGUCAACCAGAGGUAAUUGAAAGACACAUUUAGUGGGAUUGCCCCAUAAUCCAAUCUGGCUGGCAACAGAUCAUUUUAAAUAUUAGGACAUAGGACAGAGAUGGACACCGGAUAUGGUGUUGUUACACCUCACUAUACCAUCUAUGCCUCAUAAUUAAAAAUGUCUAUUAGUGCAUAUCCUGCUAGCGUUUAAAUUAUCUAUAGCCAGAAACCGGAAAACUCCACGGGUAGAAACAUGGCAAUAUAUAAAAGAAGUAGUUAUACAACAAUGUAAAAUGGAUAAAGGUAUUGCCUCUAUAUUUUGCGUUAACCCCCAAAAAUAUAAAAUGCGGGAUGAAUGGAUCAAAAAGUUAGAUAUUACAUCUUGAAAAGAUACAAUUUAAUUUCAAUUGCUACCGAAUUGUUGUGAAUAUGAAGAGUAAGUACAAACUAGCCUUUUAGUUUCCUCUAUAGAGAUAAAUAUAUAAUUUUGUUUGAAUACAUGGCGUACUGACGAUACACGCGAGCGGUCUAUGAAACCUGCCACCCUUUACUCCCUGGGUCCAUUGAACUGAAUAUGUCACGUGUCUGUAAUGUUAGUUAAGCCAUUAAGAUUGCCUAAUUUGAUAACUUCUAAGCGACUAAGGUUAUUAUGGCGAUUAUGUGUAAUGUAUAUAUGUAAUUUAUUCUGAAAUUGAAAAUAAAAUACAUGGAAAAAUUAAGGUGUACACAAACAAGGAAAAAUAGAAAGAAAAAAAAAACCCUCCCUCCCAGACCCUCCCUCCCAGACCCUCCCACCUCCUGGACAGCAUCCAUUGUGAAGCUGCAUUCUUAGUGAGCUGUCCAGGAGGUGGGAGAGUCUGGGAGGGAGGGUCUGCUGCUGAUUGGCUGGAAUGUGUCUGCUGACUGUGAGGUACAGGGUCAAAGUUUACUCAAUGAUGAGUCCGUGGCGAACCGUUCGCGAACCGUUCGGCGAACCGUUCGGGACAUCACUAUUAUUAGAGAACAAAUAUAAUCUGCAGCGCUAUAUAACGAAUGGGUAAACAAAAGAUGUCAGUAACCACAUAAAAAUAUAAAAAUCAUUUCAAAGACAUUUAGAAACAAGAAAUUUUACUGAAAAUAAUAGAUUGAAUGUAAUUAAUAUAAAUAUAAGUUAAUAGCUCUUUUUAGUACAACUCAUGGGUUAACCUUUUAGUUGCAGCCAUCAUUUCUCUGCUCAAACAAUGCACAAUCUGAUUUUGUACAGUGCAUUUUUGGCAUUUUUGAAAUGUCAUGUGCUUGUGUAUGAUAUCUGUAUUUGUGAGUGAAUACACAUUAUCUCUAGCUUCCCUGGAUUUUGGUCUGAAUCAAUGUGCUUCUUUGCUAAGAGAACUUAAAUAUGGCUGCCCCCAUAGAGCAAUAAUAUGCAUGUGUUGUAAACAAAAAAAACACACUAAGGCCAUAAAACAUGUAAUCUAUUUUAAAUUAAUACAUAAGAAUUUAUAACAGUUUUCCUUUAUACGGCUGACGUAUGUGAGGGAUAACAACGUACACAAAAGGUAAAUGUAAUCAAAGGAGAGAUUGAUUGACAGGUGUAAUCAUAGUAAAUGAUACAUAAAUAUUAUAUAACUGACAUAUGGUAACUAUAAUGCAGAGAGUGGGAGGACAUAAUGUAUAUAACAUACAACUGAUAUAUAGUGAUUUUAUUCAAAACAAUGAGUUAACGUUUGUACAGAUCACCUUACCUGUGACAUUCGAUUUCUGUGAAAUAAAAGUUUCAUACAUUCCAUUGCUUCUUUAUAUUAUAUUUUCCUGGCCUCUGUCUUUUGUAAUGUCUUUCCAGUGUCUAAUUAUUUAAUUUUUUUCGUUCAACAGCUGAUGUUUCAAUAUCAACAUAUAAGACUGAGGAAGGUUUAUUGGUUCUUGGAGUCAGGUCCAAGGAAUUUCGAACGCUGUUCCUGGCAUGUAAGUAUGAUCCGAGGUCAUGUAAAAAGGAAAAUAACUGAGCAUUUGGUGUUUAGAAUAAUUAUUAUAAACGUUUACAUAUUAUUUGUGCAUAUAUAUAAUGACAUCAUCCACAUGGCACAUAAAAGGGAUUGUGAAUAAAUGAAACUAAAAAGAUGGAGGUAUUUGGACAGAAUAUCAAUGACACACUGACAUUUAUAUGGUCAAAGUGGGCACAAACAGUGCUACCAAACCAUCCACCGUGAGAAUGUGCCAUAAUAUCCGGUUCCUCCUGUAAGUGAGCAUUAUUGGUGCAACUACAAAUUGUGAAACAAAAACAAGUUACAGAUCAAGUGUUUGAAAUGACAACCGACCAAUAGUAAUAAUAUACGUCCCACUAUCAGGUCUGUCUUGAACCAAACCGGGGCUGUUGUCACCUUUGUGCCAGGGUCCUGGCUGUGACAUUUAGUUUAGGUGGGGACCUAGUUUUCAUCAGCAUCCUUUCUUGAGUCUGAAUCCUAGUGGUUACCAAUGGCUGCACUGGACACUACCAGCCAAAUCCAUGCUCGAGGGCUUUUCGGUACAGCUGAAUGAUGACCGUGACAUGAUUUAAUGAUUUAGAAAUAUAUGAAAUUUGCUAUAAUAUAUCUGUCGACCAGUGGCCACCUUAUACUGGAAGUGACCAUGAGAUUGGCAAGCGAACCAGACCCCCAGAUUCCUUUGAUACUUUCAUUAAAGUAACACGUUUAAAGGACUGAUAUGUCCUAAGGCCAAAAUGUGCGAUUUAAAAAUAUGUCAUUGCUUAUAUUUUAUUUGAAUUUUCUUUUCUUUAUUAUUUAUUUUUAUUAGCUAAGUCAUCUAAAGCUAAACAGUCGAUGCUGGAGAAAUUCGAGAGGCAGGCACAGUGCUUUGAAACAGAUCAUAUUUAUCAUAUUCCUGGCAGCAAAAUACCUGAAAAUGGUAAAUAUUUUUGUUUUCUCUUUCUUUCUUUGAUACAUAUUCUCUCCCUCCACCUCCCUUCCUCCCCUCUAUUACCCGACCCUGUCCAUCCAGUCCAUGUGAAGCUCAUUUUGGAUAAACAUCUGACCAUACAUACCUCGCCAAUACUAUUUCACAAGUAAAAAUAUUGUGUAAACUUAAUACCAACUGCCAAUCUGUCUAACUGGUUCUAGACUUGAGUAAAGUGAGCUCCCUGUGUAUAUGGCAUGAAUUAUUGCAGAUUGUUGUACGUUAAAAGUUGUUUUUUUUUUAAUUUGUUUAUUUAUUUGUUUGUAGGUUCAGCAAAAGUGAAAUAGUAAGACUCGCAGGUCUAAUCGUGUAUGUUAAAAGUUGUGAUUUUUGUUCAUUCUUCAUUAAAACUCUUCUUCGAUUUCCAUACCCUUUGCUUGGUCCUUUUUCACACAUUGUUCUUAAAUGAACUUUGAUUAACAAAUACUAUAUAUAUAUUUAAAACUUUGCCUAAACCUGUAAAAGAUGGGGACAUUGUGUUUUUUUUCUGUUGCCAUUUCCUGAUUCUGUGGAAUUUUCAGCACAGGUUUCUACUGAUUGAGUGAUCUUAUUGUGUAUUCUUCUUAAAUUGCAUCAUUACUGAUGCAGGAAUCGAAACAGGUUACUCGAAAAGGAGGAUGCAAUUAAAUAGUAGGUGUAAUAUCUAUUUGAGGCAGGUAGAGUUACAUCAUUACUUUCUUACUAGGUAGCUGGGGAGUGUUUUAGGCAGAUCCAGGGAGAGAUAAACAGGGUUAUUUACUAAAUGGAGAAUUGUCGAAAAUUCAAAGAGAAUUUAACGUGAAUUUUAAACUUGUCCAAAUUAGCCGAAUUCAGACAAAAAUUCAGUCAGAUGCUUUCAGUUGAGCUAAACUUUGAAAUUCACUUUGAAUUCCCUACAGUCCUCAUUUAGUAAAACCCCUGAAAGUUUAAUUUAACCGCAACCCUUAUCUCACACCUAGAAUUCUGUAUUUCAGAAAAAGAUGCUUGCACCAAAGUCUUCGAUCAAUUAAUGCCAGUGAUCCUGAAAGAGGUGAAUAUCUCAACUAUCAUCUGAUAAUGCUUCAAACAGCAAGUAACCAAUUUUUUAAAUAAUAAGAAAGAAAAAAAAAAUAUAUAUAUAUAAAUUCGACUUAUGGAUUCAGAUUCACACGAACUGGGAAUCAGUUGAAAAUUGGCCAGUUCAGUGGUCUGGCUAACGAAUAGCCAAACUGCCAGAUGACCAAAUCAAAGAUGUCCCAAAUCAGAUGAUGGAUGCAGUACUUCCAUUUAGUUAUUCCUUGACGCUGGAUACUAAAGGUCAAAAUGAAGAAAAGGAAUCUGUUUAAUUUUGCUCUUUCAGCACCUUAGUUUGGUAUCCUUACAUGGGCUUGCUGUAUUUAAGGAUACCAUAAGUAAUAUAUCUACUAAACAUUUACUAAUUUGGUAUCCUUAGAUAUGGCAAUCCCACAAACGGUUAGCAAAUUAGGGGACUAUCUAAUAAACAAAAUGAGGAAAAACAAGAGAACACAUAAUUUGAUCUGUCUGAGUCAAACAACAAACAGAACUUAUUGGACAAAAAUUUAGUUGAACCAAAUUGUCCAAUGAACAAAUUUGGUUCAUCUGAAUCAAAAAUGUAUUUUCUAAAGAACUGAAUAUUUAACACGACUGAUAUGCAUACAGGUGAUACUCGAACAAUGUGAAUAUCGUGCAAAAAGUUCAUUUAUUUCAGUAAUGCAACGUAAAAGGGGAAACUAAUAUAUGAGAUAGACGCAUUACAUGCAAAGCAAGAUAGUUCAAGCCGUGAUUUGUCAUAAGUGCGAUGAUUAUGGCUUACAGCUCAUGAAAACCUCAAAUCCACAAUCUCAGUAAAUAAGAAUAUUACAUGCAAUCAAUAAAACAAGGAGUGUACAUAGAACAAUAUCGGACCUCUGAAAAGUAUCAUGCAUAUGGACUCAGGACUUGGUUUAGGCCCCUUUUGCAGCAUUUAAUGCCUCAAUGCGGCGUGGCAUGGAAGCUAUCAGCCUGUGGCACGAGGUGUUAUGGAAGACCAGGAUGCUAGUGGCUUUCAGCUCUUCUGCAUUGUUCGGUCUCAUGUCUCUCAUCUUUCUCUUGGCAAAGCCCCAUAGAUUCUCUAUGGGGGUCAGGUCAGGUCAGGUUCAGGUCAGGCGAGUUUGCUGGCCAAUCAAGCACAGUAAUCCCAUGCUCACUGAACCAGGCUUUGGUGCUUUUGGCAGUGUGGGCAGGUGCCAAGUCCUGCUGGAAAAUGAAGUCAGCAUCCCCAUAAAGCUCGUCUGUGGAAGGAAGCAUGAAGUGCUCCAAAUUCUCCUGGUAGACGGCUGCGUUGACCUUAAUGAAGCACAGUGGACCAACACCAGCAGAUGACAUGGCUCCCAAAGCAACACAGACUGCGGAAACUUCACACUGGACUUCAAGCAUCUUGCAGUGUGUGCUUCUCCAUUCUUCCUCCAGAUUCUGGGUCCUUGGUUUCCAAAUGAGAUGCAAAAGUUGCUCUCAUCAGAAAAGAGGACUUUGGACCACUGAGCAACAGACCAGGUCUGUUUUUUUUUUAGCCCAGGUAAGACGCUUCUGACGUUGUUUGUUGUUCCGUAGCGGCUUGACAAGAGGAAUACGACAUCUGAAGCCCAUGUCCAGGAUCCGUCUGUGUGUGGUGGCUCUUGAUGCACUGACUCCAGCCUCAGCCCACUCCUUGUGAAAGUCCCCAACACUUUUGAAUGGCCUUUUCCUGACAAUCCUCUCCAGGCUGCGGUCAUCCCUGCUGCUUGUGCACCUUUUUCUUCCACACUUUUCCCUUCCACAUAACUUUCUGUUAAUGUGCUUUGAUACAGCACUUUGGGAACAUCCAACUUCCUUCGCAAUUACCUUUUGAGGCUUUCCCUCCUUAUGGAGGGUGUCAAUGAUGGUUUUCUGCACAACUGUCAGGUCAGCAGUCUUCCCCAUGAUUGUGAUUCCUACUGAACCAGACUGAGAGACCAUUUAAAGACUCAGAAUCCCUUUGCAGGUGUUAUGGUUUACUUAGCUGAUUAGAGUGCGACGUUGUGAGCCUAGAAUAUUGCAUCUUUUCACAAUAUUCUAAUUUACUGAGAUUGUGGAUUUGGGGUUUUCAUGCUGUAAGCCAUAAUCAUCGCACUUAUGACAAAUCACGGCUUGAACUAUCUUGCUUUGCAUGUAAUGCUUCUAUCUCAUAUAUUAGUUUCCCCUUUUACGUUGCAUUACUGAAAUAAGUGAAUUUUUGCACAAUAUUCUAAUUUUUCGAGUAUCACCUGUAGAUAUAAUCUGUUGAUGAAAGUGGUGUUAGAAUUUUACUUUCCGAAGUAAAAAAGAUAAUGUCACAAGUUACAAGUAAUGGAAGUUUCAGCCAAUGAGAAGUCUUUUAUCUCACUAUAACCAAGACCUUCCCCUUACAGUCCAUAGGUAAAUGGAGUCUGACCAUUUCAGCCUAUGAGAAGAAAGAUCCUACUCUCUCUGAUGUUUUGCUUGAUUACGCAUGGAUGGAAAUAGACUUUGAGAAUGGUAGACCACACAUGUCCUAUGUAUCCAUAAAGUAAGUGUCAAGGAUUGUGAAAAAGCUAUUUAAGCUUGAGUAGGGCUUCUCUAAUUGCCCUUCCUCUGCUGGGUCAUAACAAUAUGAUUUAUGUAUUUCAGUGAAGGGUCCUUAUUCCGAAUGGGGAGGGAUAAUAUUGAACUGGAAGACACCAACGGUUUGGUAACAUUUAAAGGUAAAUUCUAAUCCUUAGAAAUCUCUAGUCUUCUAGGGAGCACAAUGGGUCAAUGGUGACCAUGUAACUUUUUGAAUACUUUUUAAUGCUUUGCUCCUUGAAAUAUUUAGACAUUGUUAUUGAUUCUGUCUUUUUAUGUUUUACUCCUUCCUAGUCAAUAGAUUCACUAAUUCACCCACCAGAACAAAAUUCUAAAUAUUUAGAAAUCACCAUGGAAACCAAUGGACUCUUGGACCUGCUGAUUAUAGAACAGCUUUUUAUGCAGAGAGGGUUUUUCACCAAACUGAGAAUUCAAAGUGAAUUUCACAUUUAAGGUUUAACCCCUUAAGGACACAUGACGUGUGUGACAUGUCAUGAUUCCCUUUUAUUCCAGAAGUUUGGUCCUUAAGGGGUUAAGUAGCUGAGCUGGACAUAUAACUGACUUCGAGAAUAUUUCUAGGUCAGCUAUUUUGAGCUUAAAUGUGAAAUUCUUUUUGAAAUUGCUGUGAAUCCUCACUUUGCCCAAAAUUCCUCUCCACUCCUUUCUUUAAAUUGUGCCCCCCACCGCUGUCCCAAUUACUCUUUUUCACUAAUUGUUAUUUAAUUUCUUUUUAUCGCAGUCAUUAUGCUGAAGUAUAAAUACAUUUUUGGCCACAAUCGUCAAACUGAUCUCGUAGCUGAUUUUCCAAUCCGGCUAUUUCAGCCUCAAUUAUAAAGGGGAUACUGUCACUUCUUUAAAUUUGACUUCACUAAAUAAGACAUUGCUCUUAUCUGCCCUCACAGUCUAUGUUUCUAUAUGUUUCCCCAACACUUUUAAGAAAACAUAAUAUUAAAAACCCUGGGAAGUGACCGAUUUCCUUUACAAGAUUAAGAUAGUUGUAUUCUCCAAGUCAGUCAUGAUUUCAGUUUGGCUACUCAGUCUUAAAUUAUUUAGUAAAUAAUCCCGAAUAUGAGUAAAAAAGAGGCCGUGGAUUUCCAAAUUCAGCGCACGCUGUGGGUUGCUGUAGAUAUAGUAGGACGCAUAUCUCCAUGGUUGAUCACUGUGUGUGUUUACAAAACUAACUCCUUCUCCACUCCAGAUAGAAGCACAUCACUCAGAUCCACCAUGUUCCGUGUGAGCGCAGACUGUAUCAUGUUCUCCACCUUAUCCCAUAACAACCCAGAUGGAAUGGUUUUCCUAUUCUGUAAGUAAAAGUCUUUCAUCCUUCUCCUUUCACAAUGGCUAAUGGUUUCUAGUGUGGAUUUAUUCCCAGCUGGCACCCCUGGUAAUAUGAUGACAAUAUUGGGGAAUGCAGAUCUACUUGACCCAGGUCUGCUUUUAGUAGAGACUACAAUGUAACAUAGACACCAUAUUGUAACACUGCGGGAUCCAGGGACCAAAUAUCAGUGCUAUCAACCACCAGGGCAUGAUAUUAUUACACUAAACUAGUAACAUAUAACUGUGAGCUCCUGAACAACCCCUUGAGCAUUUGCCAUUAGGUUAAAAAAAAUUUCUUUGUAUUUUUAUCCUCUUUUGGUCAAAACACAUUUAGCUUUACUCCUCGGACUAUUAACAGAGAGUUUAUUCUCAUGUACACACAGCUCUGAUGUUCUCGACACUCUCUCCAUUACAACAGGUCGUUCUACCCAGGUUCCGGGCGUUGACAUUAAGAAGUUUGUCGAUUAUGCAUUCUGCAUGAAAUUGAACUACAUAGUGAUAAGGAAACACUCCUGUGAGUACUGGGAUGGAUAUUUGGGAUUUAGGAUUACUGUACUGGGAGAGUCAAAAUGGCUGCCAACAGGAUGCAAUAUACAGGCCCUUAAUGAAGUAGGUGGGGGAACGGAUGCUGACAAGGAAAGUAGAGGAAGGGAAAAGAGAUAAAAGAAGAGGAGAGGAGUGGGGUGGAGAGGAGGAUGAAGGAAGGAGAGGAAGUAGGAUAGAAAGUAAUAAUGUCGAAAUUACAUUGAAACAUGGGGGAAUAACAUCAUUUAGUGAAAUGGGGAACUGGUGAAACUGAGGUUAACCAAGUGCCGAAUAACACUAAGGUGCCCCUGGUCUAUAUAUGGACUUCAUGUUGAUGUUAUUUUAUUUUAACAUAAAAUUAUAGUUUUGUUUUUUUCCCCAGCACUGGGCUGCUUAGAUUUACCACAUGAAAUUGAGAUACUGGAAGACCAGAAGGUAAUAUACAUGUGUACAUAGAAAGUAUAUAGAAAAUACACUUCGUUUUGUUGAUGAUGUUGUCAACAUAUAUUACAGGAAGGCCUAGCAAUCUGUGAUUAUUCAGCGUUAAUGAACUAUAAAUCCCAGAGGGUUCUGGGAGUUUAAUUCACAGAGGCUGUUGACUUCAAGGAUUUUAAUGAAUAUAACUAGGAAAGAGAUUUAUGUAGUGAGAAUUUGAGAAAUUAAUUUCUCUUUAUAGCAAAGUCAAGAACAUUAGGGCUUAUCUUCAUGUUUACUGCAAUAAUUUAUCAACAACUUGAUAAUCGCUAAAAUGGCUGUCACUAUCACUGGAGAUCACCACAUUUUUCUGGCUGCAGUUUUUAACAUUUAAAAUCUGAUAAUUAGCAGUUACUGAGGCUUUUAAUGUUUCCCGACAGAAUCAGUUAGACUCUUGGUAACACCCGGUUUCCUUCGAAAAUAUAUUUAAAAAAAAUACCAUUCCUGGCUUUCUGGCUUAACAUUUUUCUAGCCUCACCUAGGUCUAAAAAGAGAAAAUAAAAUAGCGUCUCUGUAAACUGUCUGGGCAUUCUGUACUCAAAAUUCUAAAGCCUAUCCGGAACUGGUGGGUUUAGUUUUCAGUAAAUACUUGUGAUAUUUGGCAAGACAGGUAUUUGGAAAUGCAUAGGGAUACUUGCUCAGAAGAUCACACGUGAGCUGAAUGAACCUUUUACGGUCCUGGUGGAGUUGGCAAUGAAUUGGAAAAUUAGUCCUUUUCCUGAUGUCGAAAUUGCCGAAUGUAAAGUCAUGGUUAAUAUCAGUGGAGAUGGAUGUGAUUAACGAGCUGACAUUAAAUAUAAUGGAUGCCUGUUGAUAUUCUUUUUAAUUUUCUCUCCAAACAUCUAAGGGCUGUUGGUGACUACUGCUUAAUGCAUAACGGCUGUGUUAAGCUACAAGUAUAGUAACCAGUCCUUUGUUGAAUAUCACCUGGUGACACUUUUUCUGAUGGUAAUGCUACUGAACUCCAAAAUGGUUAUCAACGUAAACAGGGCUUGACUUCGGUCAUUGUUAAUCACGUGAUUUCAAAUUGCAAUUUCAGGUCGAAAUGUUCAAGACAAACAAAAUGGAUACGUCUUGAAUCUUACUGCCUGUUUAACUCCUUUUAUAGUGAAGUGAGGAUGAUAAUAGCUGACAUGUGUGAAAUUAAACUGUUCUGUUAAAGGGACACUCUGGCCACCAUAAUAGCUUAUCAGAAUUAAGUUGCUAUGGUUCAAGACGGUCCCAGCUGCUGGUAAACUCAAGGGGAUAAACCAUUAGCAAAAUAUUUAACCCCAAAGUCUUUAAUCCAGCACCCAUCAGCUCUGCCCCAGAACGUUUGUUUCAGUCCGGAGGCUUCAAUUAGCUCUCAGCCUAUCAGUUGCUUCCUAUUCACAAAAUAGAGGGAAAAAGUUAUGUACCACAGUGUAACAGUGCUCAAAUGUACUUUAUUUAAUCUAAUUAAGCAAGCAGGAAUCCUUCAUAUAAAAUUGGUAACUCUGCUCCACAUAUCAUCUGCUCAAGGAAGGUGUGUGUGGUGUUAGUUCUGCUUAUGUGCAAAGCCUUUACAAAUUUGAGGGGGGUGGGGGUUAAUUAUUUAAAGUGUUUUCUGGGGUUUGUCAAUUGUCUGUGUGUAUUGAAAACUUCUUAGGAAGGAUUCCUUGACAGUUUAACAGGGACCCCUAGCCACGGAUGACUUUGGCUCCCCAUCCAAGCAAUUGUGUUAAAAGUGUUGGAGCGAGGUUGGGGGCAUGUCUGCUAAACAGCGCGAAGCCAGUGGCUGCUGACUGCAAUAAAAGACUAGUGACUGGUUAGUCAGGGUUCUAAUUAAAUAUACAAGGCUGGUCGGCAUGGAAUUGUCCACCCUCUGAGUUGUCCUCAAGUCCCCACCUGAUUGGCCAGGGGUCACCAAGCCCAGCCAUAGACACCCCACACACAAAAUAAAAGUAACCUAUCUAGCCCACUCACUCCAAUAAUAAUGAGGGGGAGAGGGGUAAUAAAACAAAUACUUGUAAAAGCAAAUUAUACUUACCAUUAAAUGUCUUGUUUCUUUGUAAAUCUCUACUUUAAAAAAAAGAAAAAAUUGGCGAAACACACCAACACAAUAGCUUUUAUGUCAUUCUUUUUUAAUUAGUAACCGGGUAACCAGAGGAUUUUUUUCAAACACCCGACUCGUUUAUCAAGCUGCGGCUGGCACUAAAUCCAGUAGAAAUUUGAUAAAAAUAUUGUCCAAAUCCAGUGGAUUUCCAGCUGAGUGUUGUUAAUAAUAUAACGUUGAGGCAUUUGCGGGGUCUUAUUCCAUGAUUAAAUCAAUAAGUGACAGAAGAUAUGCUAUAUGCAAUAUUAUUACUAUUUAUUUAUAAAGCUCCAACGCACUUGUUUUCUCUCACAAACCAGAUUGCUGGAAAAUGGAAUGUUGUUGCCGUGGCAUCUAGUAUAAUGACAGGUGAACAUGAUCUAAGCCCUGAGAUGCACUUUAAUGUGCAAGAUGAGAAGAUCACAAUCACUGGCAGGUGAGAUAUGAACUGUUUUUUACACGUUGUGCCUAGUACUGGUUAUUGUUAUAUAGUGUGCUAUGCUAUUAUUACAUAAUAUAAAUUGCUGGAACUUAAAUCCUUAUAGCUCAAGUAAAUGGCAGUGUGAUUGACCAAAACAGCCCAGACAGUCAUUUCUGGACUACACCAAUGAUACAUGGGCAUAAGAAAUGUUUAAUUUUAGCUGCAACAAAUUUUUUUUAGCCUGUCGUUGGCAGGGACGAAUUCAGAGCCCAAUAUUGGGAGCAGCUCGACUUAUUUUGCUGCAAUGUUAAAAAAAUAAAUUUCCUAAAUUACCUAAUGGCAUUCCUCCAGUGUCAACAUCCAUGACUAUAUGUUCUUACCCCAAUGCCUUUAUGCACUAUAUAAUCCCCAAACACCCUCAUGCAUUACUUUAUUAAUUUCCCCGGCCCUGCACUGCUCCUACGCUGCAGGAAUAGGAGAAAAUAUGAGUAUUAUCCUAGUAAUGUACGCGAUUCAGUACCAAGAAUCUCCCUAUUAAACGUGUAGGGGGCAGCUCUGUUAAUGAGGGUAAUGCCCCACCCCCCCAUGGCAUGAUAAGCAAUGGACACCUGCGGUGUGGGAACAGGAACACUGUAUGGUUUUAUAUCUUUGUUGGUGGACAUUGCACUACAGGCAUUCCCUACUGUAACUACAGUGAGCCCUAGCUCAGCAUCACAGCUAAUGUGUUAAUGUGAUUACAGGAAUAGUACGCUCACAGUGGACCGAAAAGAAGGGAACAGACUGCACUACACUGCAGGUAGGAUACAAUACCUGAGAAUGAUUUAUAUAAUUUCUAAGAGUUCAUUUAAGGGGGGUGGGGGUGGAUAAAGGUGUGUUUUGACUCACACAUUUGCUAUUGUAUUUCUCUCCAUUAGAUGGCGCUGUGAUGGAAUUUAGAUUUUAUGAACUAACUGAAGGUCUUCUGAUAGCUUGGAAUGGGAGCCCCACCACCCACCGGAUCUUUCUGACCUUAUUGUGUGAGUGUCACUUCUGUUAUGUAUUCCAAGAACCUAACCUAUAUCUUCAUAUAAUUUCAAUGUAUCAGUUUCCCUUAUAGAUAAUGCCUAUUUAAUUCAUGUGUUACAGCCAAAUCUGAUCGUGUGGACUCAGCGGACAUUGAUAGAUUCAAACAUUUUGCAUCCUGUUUGACGGUUCCUGUGGUGUUUAUAAAGGAAUAA
This is a messenger RNA of Pelobates cultripes (western spadefoot toad), 26059 nucleotides long. The record is from the annotation of a GenBank genome assembly. Lineage: Eukaryota; Metazoa; Chordata; Amphibia; Anura; Pelobatidae.